This is a messenger RNA of Staurois parvus, 383 nucleotides long. The record is from the annotation of a GenBank genome assembly. Lineage: Eukaryota; Metazoa; Chordata; Amphibia; Anura; Ranidae.
CGCUGCCAUUCGCGACCUCAGCUGUCAAUCACUGGGUCCCAGCCAGUGAUUUCUCACCGGCACCCGGGGAUCACCGAGUUUCUUCGACGGGGGAGAGACCUGUGUAUAGACAACACAGAUCUCUUCCCUGUCCGCUCCUGCAUAGCAGAGCCAUACAAAGCAUGUGCUUACAGUGAAGCACACACACAGCCCAGUAUGUAAAACAGCACACAGUUAACCCUUUGAUGGCCUCAGGUGUUAACCCCUUACUGCCCAGUGCCAUUAGUAUAGUGUCAGUGCUUUUUAUUAGCACUGAUCACUGAAUUGGUGUCACUGGGGAUGUCAGUGACACCAAGUCAGUUCCGCCCCAGUGUCAGAAUGCCCGCCGCAGUCUUGCCAUUACU